Zootoca vivipara (common lizard) is the source of this 1623-nucleotide messenger RNA. RefSeq names its product synaptosomal-associated protein 25-like. Gene Ontology annotation, cellular component: SNARE complex; plasma membrane. Gene Ontology annotation, biological process: synaptic vesicle fusion to presynaptic active zone membrane; exocytosis; synaptic vesicle priming. The record is from RefSeq and is a predicted model, not a curated record. Gene Ontology annotation, molecular function: voltage-gated potassium channel activity; SNAP receptor activity; syntaxin-1 binding. Lineage: Eukaryota; Metazoa; Chordata; Lepidosauria; Squamata; Lacertidae.
GAUGUUUCCUUCUCUUUGAUCUCUUCUGUCUUUUUCUGUAGGAGACCGUGGAGUUAUCCAUACAAGGGAAAACGUCCCCCUCGGUUCUGUCCCAAAAGAUCCCAAGAUGGCAGCCAAUGGUGUGGUGGGUCCUGAGUCGGAAGACCUUGAACAGCGCAUCCACCAGGUCAACAAUGAGGCUUUGGAGAGCACCAGGAGGAUGUUGCACCUGGUGGAUGAGAGCAAAGAUGCCGGAAUUCGAACUUUGGUCAUGCUGGAUGACCAGGGAGAGCAGCUCGACCGGAUUGAGGACGGCUUGGAUCAGAUCAUCCAAGACAUGAAGGAGGCAGAGAAGAACCUCACAGACAUGGCGAAAUGUUGCGGCCUCUUCGUCUGCCCCUGCGCAAAGUUAAAGCACAUAAAAGACUUGGAGGUCACCAAGGCCAGCAACGGCCAGGUGGUCUCUCGACAACCCUGUGUGGUGGCCGAUGGAAACCAGAUGGUCAUGAGUGGGCCCUUCAUCCAGAGGAUAACAAAGGACGACGUGGAAGAAGAGAUGGAACAGAACCUGACGCAGGUAGACAGCAUGCUGAGCAAUCUUCGCAGCAUGGCGGUGGACAUGAGCAACGAAAUCGACGUCCAGAGUAAGCAGGUGGACAGCAUUAAGGAAAAGGCCACCGCCAACGUGAUUAGCAUCAACGCAGCCAACAACCAGACUACCAAGAUGCUGAAAAAUGUCUGAACCGCCCCGCCGACCAGCUUUGAUCCUCCCCAUCCCACCCCUAAAAGAAAACGGCUUCAUCCACCUGAAUUUGGAUUGGUUUAAAAUCAAGGCAAUUCCAAAUCACGUUUCCCAUUUUGAAACUCGUCCACUUCCUGAAUAAGCUUGCAUGUGACUAACUAGAAAAGGAGGCUGGAAAAUGAAGGCGAAAGCACUGGAUUGUAGGGAAAUAGCGCCUUUGUACACACGAGGGACACGAUCCUCCUGGAUCCAUGUGCAGAGUGGUUAUACCUGCUUGCACAAGAGACUGUUUUCUGUACACCACGCAGGGACACUGAGCAAGACCAUUUACUGGAAGGCUAUGGCUGCCGUCCUAUUUGAAAGUAAGUCUUUUUGAUCAAUGUGGGAGUUGCUUCCUGCUAAACUUUAUUCUCUCUCUCUCUCUCUCUCACACACACACACAAGAUCGGGGUGCUCCUGUGCAUCAUUUUUCAUAAGCAAGGAUUGGCACUCACCGGGUAAAAGCAGUGGCUCUCCAUAGGUGGGGUCCAAGUGUCCACCCUGUUUAGUUAGGAGUGUUGCAAGGUUUAGGUGACAUGUUGGAUGGUGACGACAUAAAACAGAAGCGCAAGAUACCCUGAACAGGCUCAGUGGGUGAUCCUGGUGAGAUUCUGGAGAUAGGAUCUCCUUGGUCUUCACACCUAGGACUAGUCCAGGACAAAGCCCACAACACUAAGUACAAUUCAGUAUUUAUUAUGACAACUUCUGUUGGGAGAAGGGUUGUCGCUCAGUGGUAGAGCGUUUGCAAGCGGAAGAUCCCAGGAUCAUUGAUACCACUCGGCGUAAAGCAGCUCCCUGUGACAUCCCUUGAUUCACAGCCAUGAGGACUGGGGUCUUAGCUAAUUUUUAGGGGAAGGGCCACA